Molecule: messenger RNA, 936 nt
Organism: Dama dama (fallow deer)
Lineage: Eukaryota; Metazoa; Chordata; Mammalia; Artiodactyla; Cervidae
Product: olfactory receptor 13J1-like
Biological process (GO): G protein-coupled receptor signaling pathway
Cellular component (GO): membrane
Molecular function (GO): olfactory receptor activity; G protein-coupled receptor activity
Source: RefSeq, a predicted model, not a curated record
AUGGAGCCCGUCAACAGCACAGAUGUGUCUGAGUUCUUCCUGAAAGGAUUUUCAGGUUACCCUGCCCUGGAGCACCUGCUCUUCCCUCUGUGCUCAGCCAUGUACCUGGUGACCCUGCUGGACACAGGCAUCGUGGCAGUCAGCGUGCUGGAGGCCCGCCUGCACACACCCAUGUACUUCUUCCUGGGCAACCGCUCCAUCCUGGACAUCUGCUACACGUUCACCUUUGUGCCCCUGAUGCUCGUCCACCUCCUGUCAGCCCAGAAGACCAUCUCCUUUCUUGGCUGUGCACUCCAGAUGUGUCUGAGUCUGUCUACAGGCUCCACAGAGUGUCUGCUGCUUGCCAUCAUGGCCUACGAUCGCUACCUGACCAUCUGCCGGCCACUUAGGUACUCCAUACUGAUGAGCCACCGGCUCUGCUUCUUGCUGGUGGGAGCUGCCUGGGUCCUCUGCCUCUUCAAGUCGGUGACUGAGACAGUCAUCGCCAUGAGGCUGCCCUUCUGUGGCCACCAGGUGGUCAGUCACUUCAUCUUCGAGAUCCUGGCAGUCCUGAAGCUGGCCUGUGCUGACACGUCCAUCAGUGAGGUCUUCCUGCUGAUGGGUGCCGUCUUGCUGCUGCCUGUGCCCCUGGCCUUCAUCUGCCUGUCCUAUGCGCUCAUCCUGGCCACCACCCUGAGGGUACCCUCGGCCGCCGGGCAUUGCAAAGCCUUCUCUACUUGCUCAGCACACCUGGCUGUGGUCAUGCUUUUCUACAGCACCGUAAUCUUCAUGUACAUGAAGCCCAAGAGCAAGGAGGCCCGAGUCUCUGACGAGGUCUUCACGGUCCUCUACGCUGUGGUCACACCCAUGCUGAACCCCAUCAUCUACAGCCUGAGGAACAAGGAGGUGAAGGAGGCUGCCAGGAAGGUGUGGGGCAGGAUGCAGGCCUCCAGGUGA